UCUGGUGGUCGUUGCAGUGCAGCGCGUUCGUUUGCUCGGUCAGAUGCAUGCGGAGGACCAUGAAAAGGGAAUUGACGGAGAGCCCGUUUUACCUUGACGUAAGACAUUACAGAAUGUUAUGGAUGCACAUUUACGAGCUGAUCGAAAAGAUGUCAUCGUCGGUCAGCCGCAUUUAUGGACUGUACAGUCUCGUCCUUUACAUGAAUCUUUUCGUCGCGGUUUACUGCACGGUUUCGAAGAUCCUGAGCCCUCAGGAAAUCGUCUUCACAGCAAGGUUCGUCGGGUUUGUUGUCUGCAUGUUUUAUUUCAGCAUUCAUCUCUACGUUGUUUCCAAUUCCGCUUACAAUAUGCACGAGGAAAUGACAAACGCCGUCAGAAACGACCUCCUCGACAUUCGUCUUGACAGAUUGUCAAAAUUUAACGCUAAAGAGGUCGAGUUUUUCCUCGAUACAAUCAAUGCCAGGAAAGUUGGACUGGUAGUGAGUGGGAAUCUCACGAUCAGAAGGAAAACCGUCAUCGAGUACGCUUCAUCGGUGGCGAUGUAUUGUCUCGUUCUGCUUCAAUUCAAGAUCGCUUUACCAAGGACGUGAGGUACCUAGUCCAGGUCAAAGGAUUGAAGAAGCAUGGAUUGAGACGAAUUUUUGGGAGCAAUGACCCUGCAAUUAGUAUCGUUUGGCAUGUAUCAAUUAACUUAUUGUUAGCCGUAGAUUACAAAGAAGUUCUGAAAUUCAUCAGCGAUUAGAUUCGCAUUAUGGAAAGUAAUUUAAGACCCCCUCGCGCUAUCGAAACUGACCGAUUUUUACCGCAAA
Messenger RNA from Diprion similis, 809 nucleotides. Its product is annotated as gustatory and odorant receptor 22-like. NCBI's taxonomy places the organism in Eukaryota, Metazoa, Arthropoda, Insecta, Hymenoptera, Diprionidae. The coding region runs from base 48 to 590 and encodes 180 amino acids. The transcript has 4 exons. Gene Ontology annotation, biological process: sensory perception of taste. Gene Ontology annotation, cellular component: membrane. The record is from RefSeq and is a predicted model, not a curated record.